Messenger RNA from Colletotrichum siamense, 810 nucleotides. RefSeq lists its product as uncharacterized. NCBI's taxonomy places the organism in Eukaryota, Fungi, Ascomycota, Sordariomycetes, Glomerellales, Glomerellaceae. The transcript is spliced from 3 exons. The record is from RefSeq and is a predicted model, not a curated record. Bases 1 to 810 code for a protein of 269 amino acids.
AUGCUUGUGGAGCUCUCCUUCGGGGACCAGCCACAGCAUUGCAUUGUUAUCGAUUCUCGGUCGAAACGAACCAAUAUCCUUGAAAGGCUGCCCGAAAAUACUCAAGCAGACCUCGCGACAAAGAUUUCGCCUGAAUUUGUUCUUGAUGUUAUGGAGGGUCGUAUCAACGCUCAGCAAGCAUUCAGGCUCUACGCCCAGCCUCCUUGCCCGGGUGCCUUCGCCAGCCGUUUCUCCGCGCUGGGCCCUCCAGCAUCCGUAGUGAGUAGAGAUGAAUUAGAUCUUGAGAGUCUGCCGAAACCUACCGAAAACAUACAGCAAAUCAAGGAUGACCUUAAGAAAUGGGGCUAUGCAUUCGUCGCGAACGCCCUCACAGCGGACGAGGUUAAAGUGAUAAGGACUGCGCUCGAAGAACAAGCAGCGGGCGAAAGGCAGGCCGGAAUUGCUCACAUGGCAAGUCUUCAUAAGUCUUCUGAAGAUGAGCCAGACCAACGCGUGUGGAAUCUGGUCAACAAAGGAGACGAGUUCCUAGACCUUCUUAACCAUCCCUUGAUCGACGCAAUCAUGCCUUGGUUUCUGGGCAGGGAGUUCGGCCUCUUCGCCAUGACCGCGAACAUCGUAACGCCAAGGUCAACGUCCGGGAUUUACAUGCACACAGAUCAAAUGGACAUGACGCCCAAUACGGCCAAUCACCCUUACCUUUUGAAUAUCUUUUGGUAUUUGACCGACGUCACUGAUGAGAAAGGCGCCACGCGCAUAUACCCUGGGUCACAUGUCAAGAAUGUGGCGCCUCAGGAAAUUCGCGACGUUUAG